This is a messenger RNA of Octodon degus (degu), 4983 nucleotides long. It is a transcript of the gene Kcnk2, whose product is annotated as potassium two pore domain channel subfamily K member 2. The record is from RefSeq and is a predicted model, not a curated record. Lineage: Eukaryota; Metazoa; Chordata; Mammalia; Rodentia; Octodontidae. Gene Ontology annotation, cellular component: membrane. Gene Ontology annotation, molecular function: outward rectifier potassium channel activity; potassium ion leak channel activity. Bases 468 to 1748 code for a protein of 426 amino acids. Gene Ontology annotation, biological process: stabilization of membrane potential; potassium ion transmembrane transport. The transcript is spliced from 7 exons.
CGGCUGCAGGGUGGCGGGGACCCGGGCUCCGAGAUCCCGGCGACCCAGGCCGGCCACAGGCGCUCGCGGGGGCGGCGGCGCCCUAGCCCAAGUUGGCCUCGGCCUCGCCCUCUGCCCAGCCCGCGGUGUCCCCUCCUUCCCGCGAUUCCGUUCCUUCUCACGCUCCCCCACGCCCCCUCCCGCGUCCAGCCCCGCUCUCUGCCCACCUUGUAAAACAAAGCCGGGGAAAAUGCCUGCCCGUGCAGCUGGGAGCUCGCAGCCCGUCUCGGAAUAAGUGAGUACAAUGGCGUGUUGGUAAAAAAAAAAAAAAAAAAAAAAAAAAAAAAAAAAAAAAAAAAAAAAAAAAAAAAAAAAAAAAAAAAAAAAAAAAAAAAAAAAAAAAAAAAAAAAAAAAAAAAAAGAAAAGAAAAAUAAAAAAGCUUCAAGUCCGUCUUUGCCCAAAAAGCAUUUUGAAUGCUGCAUGCCCCAUGCUUCCCAGCGCCUCGCGGGAGAGACCCGGCUACGCAGCAGGAGUGGCGGCACCUGACUUGCUGGAUCCAAAAUCUGCCGCCCAGAACUCCAAACCGAGGCUCUCCUUUUCCACGAAACCCACAGUGCUUGCUUCCCGGGUGGAGAGUGACACGGCCAUUAAUGUUAUGAAAUGGAAGACGGUCUCCACGAUUUUCCUGGUGGUUGUGCUCUACCUGAUCAUCGGAGCCACCGUGUUCAAGGCGCUGGAGCAGCCGCAGGAGAUUUCCCAGAGGACUACCAUUGUGAUCCAGAAGCAAACGUUCAUAUCCCAGCACUCCUGUGUCAAUUCCUCCGAGCUGGACGAGCUCAUCCAGCAAAUAGUGGCAGCAAUAAAUGCAGGGAUUAUACCCUUAGGAAACACCUCCAAUCAAAUCAGUCACUGGGAUUUGGGAAGCUCCUUCUUCUUUGCUGGCACUGUUAUUACAACCAUAGGAUUUGGAAACAUCUCACCACGGACAGAAGGCGGAAAAAUAUUCUGCAUCAUCUACGCCUUACUGGGAAUCCCUCUCUUUGGUUUCUUGUUGGCUGGAGUCGGGGAUCAACUGGGGACCAUCUUCGGAAAAGGAAUCGCAAAAGUGGAAGACACAUUUAUUAAGUGGAAUGUCAGUCAGACCAAGAUCCGCAUUAUCUCCACCAUCAUCUUCAUCCUGUUUGGCUGUGUCCUCUUCGUAGCCCUGCCUGCAAUCAUAUUCAAGCACAUAGAAGGCUGGAGCGCCCUGGACGCCAUUUAUUUUGUGGUCAUCACCUUGACGACCAUUGGAUUUGGUGACUACGUAGCAGGUGGGUCUGAUAUUGAGUAUCUAGACUUCUACAAGCCAGUCGUCUGGUUCUGGAUCCUCGUGGGGCUGGCGUACUUUGCCGCUGUGCUGAGCAUGAUUGGGGACUGGCUCCGCGUGAUAUCUAAGAAGACCAAGGAGGAGGUGGGAGAAUUCAGGGCGCACGCAGCCGAGUGGACAGCCAACGUCACGGCGGAGUUCAAAGAAACGCGGAGGCGGCUGAGCGUGGAGAUUUACGACAAAUUCCAGCGCGCCACUUCCAUCAAGCGGAAGCUGUCCGCAGAGCUGGCAGGGAACCACAACCAGGAGCUGACCCCGUGCAGGAGGACCCUGUCGGUGAACCACCUGACCAGCGAGAGGGACGUCCUGCCUCCCUUACUGAAGACCGAGAGCAUCUAUCUGAACGGCUUGACGCCUCACUGCGCGGGCGAAGAGAUCGCGGUGAUUGAGAACAUUAAGUAGCCCUCCGUGCGGAAGAGCCUUAGCCCUAGCCUAGGUGAGGACCUCUCCACGCUUUAGGACUGUUGCUGGUAGCAGCUGCAACAUUGUGCAUGAGCUCCAAAGGGAAGCCAGUAGAUACACCCAUCACGGUCAUCUGCCAUCGCGGGAAUCGGAAGCCUGAGCCAGCACUCUUGCUGAGGCUGCUCCACUUCCUUUGACCAGCGGAAAGACAAGCGGUAUCUGAUGCCUUUCUGUGCCCAGACUGUUCCCCUCCCCUUUCCCACUGUGCCAUAAGGCCUCGGAGCGAAUUAGAACCGUUUGGAGGUAAUGAUGUAGCUUGGAAGGGUCAGUCCCCAACUUUUCAGGGUCCACCUAACUGAGCCGAGAUGCGGACCGUUUCGGGAUGACAACAUUUCUUUUUGUAAAUGGCAAGAUAUUCUUAUGCAGCCUUUUACCUAAGAAAUUUUCUGUCAGUGCCUUAUCUUAUGAAGAAGCAGAACCUCUCUAGCUAAUGUGUGGUUCCCCUCCCCCAGCCCGGUCACCUCCUUCCGUCCUUUCCCCCCACCGUGGUGAAUGCCAACCCUUGCUGGACACAGUGUGUCAGAGGACUGAAUUGCUGGCCCCCGAAGAAGGGAUCGAUGCCAAAUUGGAAGGACAGUGAGGCAGCACUCAGACACUCUGGUGACACAGGCACUGCAGAGAAAAGAGGCACGAAGGGGCCCCUCUGAGUAUUUAUUUGACUCAGGUACCAGCGGUACAUGCGUAUGGUGUAAUUAUUACCCAGCCGGUGACCUUGGCUGCUGAAAACUGUCCCUUUUAUCCUGGCAGUAUUUUGAAUUGGUCAUUGAUUAAUAAUUAUACAUUUUUAAAGUAGAAGAAAGUUCAUAUGGGUACGAUCUGAUAGAAGAAAAGUGAGAAAAAUCAACAUCACUAGAGGAGAUCCAAAACAGCAGGAAUUCAUUCUCAUGAAAAGAAAAUAGCAAAACUAUAUGUUACAAGGAUUUGAUAAUAAACAUUAAACUGCCAGCUUCUUUUGCUUUUUGAUGUCUGAAAGGCUGUGAUUUUCUUUUCCUAAGUGACUUUUGCCAAAUGAGCGGGAGGCCCUCAGAGGGGUGGAGGGAUAGUCCCAGCCUUCCGGGAUUACUUUGAGUCAUGACUAGGUGUGACAGCACAAGCCGAGGCUGGGAUCACUGUGAUUUGCACAUGGAAAAAUACAGAUUGCAGGCAUAAUUCAUUUCUGGCAUUAGAGAAAAUGCUGUUAUAGCACAAAUACUGGGAGUUUUUUGAAGAUAGGAAAGGCUAAUAAUCCUUUUUAGUUUAAUGUUAUAUCUUGUAAUUCUUUAGAUGUUCCCAAGAUUCAGAAAAAAAAUUAACAAAUGCACCCAGCAUAAUGCAACCUUCUUCUUUUCAUUUUUGUACUUAGGUCUGCUGUACAUUGAUAAUUUUAAAAAUUCAGAAGGAAAAUGGUUUCCCUAAAUAUAAUCGCAAAGCAAAGUUGUUUAACUUUUUCUUGAGAGGUGGGGUAGGAAUAUUUGAAGAAGAAGAGGGUAUUAAAAAAAAAAUAAACCCAGAAUCUUUAAAAACAAGCGAAUGAUGUUUAUUUUCCCAAAUUUGAAUUUAAGGUAGAAAUGUAAAUACACAGUUAACUUGUGGAAGGUACUUUUGUAAAUCAAAAAAAAAAAAAAAGGAAAAUCUAACCAAAAUGUUAGAAAGUCAGCUUUUUUAGAAAGAAAGCUGCACCCACGUCCUCAGUAACUGUCUGGAAAGCUCACAUGGUGGAAUGCACCACUUAUAAACUGUGAAUUGUAUUGCUGAAUAAAGUUUGUAAUUAAAGUCAGCAUUUUCUGAGUGUCCUGCUUGCUGCUGAGAAUUUAGAUCUGAUUCUGGCUGAGUAGAACAAUAGGAUGCCACUUUUCACAAUGAAAUUUUUGUGGAUCUUUGAUUCAAAAUAUUCACCCAAUAUUUUUGAUGUAGUAGUCAUGCCCUGAGCAAAUAACACAUAAAGCAUUGUUUCUUUGGAGGCUAUUAAUCAAAAGUAAAUAUGCUCGAAUUCAUGUGUAAAGUAUGAUUUUUAAAUAGCGUAUAAACUAAAGAUUGAUUUCAUUACAUUAUGAUAUUUUUAUAUCAUAUUUUAUCAUUGUUAGACCUUGCCUUGUCACUGAUGUAGCCUGAAUGCUGAACACAAGCAGCUGAUUAUUUUUGUUAGAAAAAUAAUAGUGUCCUGUUAGUACUGAAGCUUAAAGUAGGCAGUUGCCAACCAAUCUUCUAGACCUUAUACCUCAAAUAUAUGAAUUAUUAAUCUUAGCAGUGUCCUACAUACAUGUGUUGAUUCAUUCUUAAAAAUUUGACGUUCAACACAGAUCUGAAAACUGGGCCCACAUUCUCCUUAGACAUAUAUUGCCUCAAUUGACAGCACUUUAAUUUCUUCAGCUUUAGUUGUUCACUCUUAUGGGAAGAAUAUUGGCAGUGAUCUUGACGUAGCCUGGAAUCUUCUAGUGAGUUCAUUUUUCCAUGGUCCAGUAUAAGAGCAACUAGGUUUGUCCCGAAGGAAAGCUCAGUACAGAACCAGGCAGACUCAGAAAUACCCUGAUUGAUAUUCUUGGGCAUGAGCUCUAAGUAAUAUGCUCUACCUGACCUCAAUCUACUAAAGGUAAAAGUGAUUCUUUUUAGAUUUCCUUCAUUUUUUGCAGAGAUCUGUAUACUUUUUCCAUAGUUUAUGCCACGUGCUUCUUUUCAAUAAUAUUUCACCCCUUCAGUGAAGGACAAAGAAAUCUUCACAGCCAAAAUCAAAUUAAGUUGUAUGCAUCUUGAUCUUCAAAAAGAUAAAAAGAAGAGAAAACAAAGGGAAAGGAACGGAAAAGGAAAAAAAAAAGAAAAGGAAAAGCGGUGUAUAGGCCUUUGUUUUCUUCUCAGAUUCCAUGGAGCAGGUGACAUGUUAAGAGAUAUCAAAUUUUACAUAUGUCAAAUAUCAGUAUAAUUCUUUGAUUCUUGACUGAAAAGACAAAAAGAAACUUCAGAUGGAAAAAAGUCACAAACCAAAUUUAGACAUUCUGCAAACUUGAGACCCUAAUUAUGCCUGAGAGCUAAAGGUCUAGAUCAAUUUUUGUUUGUGUCUUUCUUAUUUCUUUACAGUUUUGCUGUUCUCAAAAUCAUAACUUAUUUGUGGUUUGCAUUUCUUAUCGAAGUGUGAGUAUAAUUUGUUGCUGUAUAAAGAUGUCUCUAUUUGGAUCUCAUAACUAUUAAAAUUAAUAUAUGA